GCGUGCAGGGUCAGACAUCCAAAGGAAGGUCUAUUCAACCCUCAUCGUGCCGACCCCCGCUUCCCGCCCAGCGCACCGCAGAAUGGCAGCCCACAGCCUCCCAUAUCAAUGGGUUCAACACGGAGAGGGGGGAAUAUAGAUGUUCCGCCUUGGUGGAGUACUCCGCUUGGAGGGCACUAG
Molecule: messenger RNA, 180 nt
Organism: Gloeophyllum trabeum ATCC 11539
Lineage: Eukaryota; Fungi; Basidiomycota; Agaricomycetes; Gloeophyllales; Gloeophyllaceae
Exons: 1
Source: RefSeq, a predicted model, not a curated record